CAUCUCAUCUCUCUCUCUCUCUCACCUCUCUCUCUCCUGUUUGGUGUUUGUGUUGGUUUCACUAACCAGCUUGAGUGGAAAGAGUUGUAGCCAUCUUUUUCUUGUGAUUUCUUGAAUAAUUAUGGCUGUUUUUGUAGUGGGUUUAGUUCUGUUCUUGGGCUUGGCUGGUCAUUCAGAUGCAAAUUAUUGUGUUUGCAAUAGCGCUUUGAGUGACAGUGUUCUUCAGAAGAACAUAGAUUAUGCCUGUGGAGCUGGAGCUGAUUGUUCAGCAAUCCUCCAAAAUGGGCCUUGUUUUAACCCAAACACUGUUAAAGAUCACUGCAAUUAUGCUGUUAAUAGUUACUACCAGAGGAAGGGCCAGAUCCCUGGAAGCUGUGACUUUCAGGGCACUGCCACAGUUACACCUAAUCCUCCUAGUUCAGGUGGUGGUGGAUGUGUGUAUCAAUCCAGUCCCAGCAUCGGAGGCAGCACGACCCCAUCGACCACCCCGACCACCGGAGGAACUCCAACCACUCCAACCACGGGUGGCACCACCACUCCAGGCACCGUACCGGUCGGGGGUACCAGCCCAGGAACUGUGCCAGUCGGCAACACCAACCCGGGCACUGUUCCGGGCUCAACCAUGACUCCAGGUUUCGGCCUUGGACCAACAGGAAGUGGAUUCAGCAACACGGACGGCAGCGCUGGCACGAAACUACUAUCUCAAAGCGGCACUUGUACGCUUGUUUCGGUCUCUGUAACUCUUCUGAUUUCCGGUUUGAUGUGGCCAAGAAUCUGAGGGGAGGCUAAAGGGUGAUUCUUACUUUCAUCUGGACACAACUCCUCCAGUGGGGAAAAAGAGCAGGGGAAUUUGAUUCCCUUUUGAGUGGAAAUGUUUGGCUGAUUCUAUUCCCUUUUCUUUAGUCUUUCUUGCUGUGUACAUCUAGGUAGGAAGGCAGAGCAGUGAAAUUUUACUUUAUUUUAUAAUGUUUCUUUUUCCCAGAUUUCAAUGAGAUUUUGAACCCUAAUGCUUAUGUUCGUUGUUACUUAGUGUUAUAUUAUUACUGCAGGUUCUCAAUA
Molecule: messenger RNA, 1059 nt
Organism: Sesamum indicum (sesame)
Lineage: Eukaryota; Viridiplantae; Streptophyta; Magnoliopsida; Lamiales; Pedaliaceae
Product: PLASMODESMATA CALLOSE-BINDING PROTEIN 2
Source: RefSeq, a predicted model, not a curated record